AUGCAGCCCAGGCGGGAGCUGAUGGCCCGCGAGGGGUUCUUCUACUCCGGCAAACGAGAAGAAGAGCGGAUUGCAGAUAAGCUCGUCAACGUCGAAUUUGCCAUGAUCCAAUGCAUGGGUGAGGUGAUGCAGGCUGAAUGCACCAGCUGUGUCAAGCACCUAGGACCCUGGGCGAAGUGCAUUCGACUCAGCGGGGGCGAGGGUGAGAAGGGCACCUGCGGAAAUUGCCGAUGGAAUGGCCAGGCCAAGCGAUGCAGCCUAUCCAACGCCGAGGCAGACACCGAUAGUCCGAGACACCUACCCGUGGACACCGUCGUGGAAUCUCUAUUGACGAUAACCUGA
Molecule: messenger RNA, 342 nt
Organism: Penicillium brasilianum
Lineage: Eukaryota; Fungi; Ascomycota; Eurotiomycetes; Eurotiales; Aspergillaceae
Source: the annotation of a GenBank genome assembly